This is a messenger RNA of Dromaius novaehollandiae (emu), 3766 nucleotides long. RefSeq names its product nucleolar protein 6. Lineage: Eukaryota; Metazoa; Chordata; Aves; Casuariiformes; Dromaiidae. The transcript is spliced from 25 exons. Gene Ontology annotation, biological process: rRNA processing; tRNA export from nucleus. The record is from RefSeq and is a predicted model, not a curated record. The coding region runs from base 78 to 3605 and encodes 1175 amino acids. Gene Ontology annotation, cellular component: small-subunit processome; UTP-C complex; CURI complex.
CGGCGCGCCGCGGCCAGCAGGGUUGGCGGCGCCCCACGCGGCGCAGGGUCACCCACGUGUGCGCGGCGGCGGCGACCAUGGCGGUGGGGCAGCAGCAGCAGCGGCAGCAGCGGCAGCAGCGGCGGCGACGGCGACGACCGGACCAGGGGGGCGGCACCGAGGGCGCGGCAGGGCCCGGGCCCCCCCCCGCGCCGGGCGGCGGCCAGCGUGGUGACUGUGCCUCGCAGGGGCCGGAGGGAGCUGAGGCGGCGGCUGGGGGGCAGCGCGGCGCGGGCCGGAGCAGGAAGCGGCCGCCCGCGGCCGGGCUGCUGCAGCCGGUGAAGCUGAGCCGCGCCGAACUCUACAAGCCGCCGACGAGCGAGGAGCUGCAGCAGCUCAAGGAGACCGAGAACCUCUUCCACUCCAGCCUGCUCCGCCUGCAGAUUGAAGAGCUUCUGAAGGAGGUGACAUUGAAGGAGACAAAGAAGAAGAGGAUUGAUGCCUUCCUCCAUGAAAUUAAUACCCUGUUGAGCUCCAUCCCGGAGACCUCAGAAACUGAUCUCACCGACCAGGCCUGGCUCCCCAAGGGUGUGAAAGUCCCUUUCCUGCAAGUGCCGUUCAGUGUGAAGGGGAGGUUUCGAUUCCUGCCCCCGGCUGAGCUGAAGGUGGUGGGCAGCUACCUGCUGGGCACCUGCAUUAAGCCGGAGAUCAAUGUGGAUGUGGCAGUGACCAUGCCGCGGGAAAUCUUCCAGGACAAAGACAACCUGAAUCAGCGCUACCACCGGAAAAGAGCUCUGUACCUCACUUACAUCGCCCAUCACUUCUCCAAGGAGAAGCUCUUUGGCAGCGUGACAUUUGCCUACAUGAACAGCAACCAUCUCAAGCCCAUCCUGCUCUUGAGGCCACAAGGCAAAGAUGAGAAGCUGGUCACUGUCCGACUCCAUGCCUGUCCUGCCCCAGAUUUCUUUAAGCCAAGCCGCUUCUAUCCCAGCAAGAACAAUGUUCGGACAGCCUGGUUCAUGGAGCAGAGCACUUCCAAAGAAGGAGCCCCAGAGCCCCCAACCCCUCAUUACAACAACUCCAUCCUCUGUGACAUGGUGCUGCUGUCCCACCUGCAUUUCUUGUCCAGUGUGGCCACUGACUUCCCGGGCAUGAAGGAUGGACUGGCCCUUCUCAAAGUAUGGCUGCACCAGCGACAGCUCAGCAAGGGCUUAGGCUGUUUCAAUGGCUUCUUGGCCUCUAUGCUUGUGGCCUAUCUGCUGACAAAACGCAAGAUCGUUAAGAUGAUGAGUGGGUACCAGGUGCUGAGGAAUGUUCUGCAGUUCCUGGCCACCACAGACUUGAGCGUGACAGGGAUCAGCCUAGUGAAGGAUACGGACGCCUCCCUCCCUUCCCUGGAUGACUUUCACCAAGCUUUUGAAGUGGUUUUUGUGGAUCCCUCUGGGCUGGUGAACCUCUGCGCUGAUAUGACUGCCAGCAAAUACCACCAGGUCCAGUUUGAAGCAAAGAGCUCCAUGGAAAUUCUGGAUGACAGCACUGUGGAUGGCUUCCAGGUGCUGCUCAUGACUGCAAAGCCCAUGCUUAGAGCCUUUGACCACAUCUUCCACCUGAAACAUGUCUCCAAGCUGCAAAGUGCCUGCAAGAAGAUGCAGCUGCUGAAUGAGCUGAUGGAUCGAGGUGGGAACUACAUGGCUGCAGCCCUUCCGUUCAUUGUGUCGCUGCUGUCCCGCGGGCUGGCUGGGAGAGCACUGCUGGUGGCUCACUCCUUGCCCCAGACCCCUGAGUGGCCCAUUGAAGCCGAGCCCCCAAAGCACAAAGAUGUUGGGCCCCUGGCAUUUGGACUCCUGUUUGUCCCAGAGUUUGCUGCCAGUACGUUGGAGAAGGGACCACAGGCUGAUCGUCCUGAGGCCCAGGACUUCCGGACCUUCUGGGGGGAGAAGUCUGAGCUGAGGCGGUUCCAGGAUGGCACCAUCUGUGAGGCAGUGGUGUGGGAGGCAAACACUGUGUGCCAGAAACGCCUCAUUCCUGAGCAAAUUGUCAGGCACCUCCUGUGGCUCCAUGCAGACAUUCCUGAAUCCUCUAUCUGUUACACAGGAGCCCUGCUGGAGUCUGUGAUCAAGACUGGACAAGAGGCCUCGGGGACCGGCGAGGAGGCCAUGGUCAGCGUUGUCUGCUCGUAUGAUGACUUGAGCCGCAAGCUCUGGAACCUGGAAGGGCUGCCGCUGACGGUGACGGCUGUGCAGGGUGUUCACCCGGCGCUUCGGUACACAGACGUCUUCCCUCCUAUUCCCAUGAAGCCGGUUUAUUCCUUCCAUACCAGAAUCAGGAACAAAGAUUUGCUGCUUCCCUCGGAGGACAAGCCUUGCCCAGCCUACAUAUCGCCUUUGAAAGUCGUGUGCCACAUGGAAGGCAGUGGCCGGUGGCCGCAGGACAAAGAAGCCAUCAAGCGAAUCAAGGCGGCUUUCCACCUCCAGCUGGCUGAGCUGCUCCAGCAGCAGCACCAUUUGAUCUGCAGGCCUGCAGUCACCCAUACCGAUGUGUACAAGGAUGGCUAUGUUUUCCGUCUCCAAGUGGCCUAUCAUCGAGAGCCCCUAAUCUUGAAGGAAGUCGUCACUCCAGAAGGGAUGCUGAAGUACCAGGACACAGAGGAGUCUCAGCAGCUGGAACUGGAGACCUUGCAUCUGCCUUAUCUAACCAGCUCCCUGCAUGGGCUCCAGCAGCAGCACCCUGCCUUUGGCAGCACCUGCCGGCUGGCCAAGCGCUGGGUCAGCGCCCAGCUCCUGAGUGACCACAUCUCCGACGAGUGCGUGGACCUCCUUGUGGCAUACCUCUUCCUCCACCCGGCCCCCUUCACUCCGCCCAGCUCUCCUCAGGUCGGGUUUCUGCGCUUCCUCAACCUCCUGGCAACCUUUGACUGGAAAAACAGCCCUCUCAUUGUCAACCUGAAUGCAGCCCUCACAGAUGCUGACUGCACGGAGAUCAAGAACAAGUUUGUGGCUGCUCGCUCUCGCCUUCCCAUCAUGUUCAUUGCCACCCCCAAAGACAAGUGGACCUCGAUGUGGACCAAAGAGCGACCCUCAGCGCAGAUCCUGCAGCGCCUUCUUGUGCUAGCCUCAGAGUCCCUCCGGGCCCUGGAGGAACAGCUCAUGGACCCGCUCAGCAGCCAGGAUGUGAAGAUGGUCUUCCGCCCUCCUUUGGAUUUCUAUGAUGUCCUAAUCCACCUGAACCCAAACCAGAUUCCUCGGCAUCUGGAGAGUGUGGACCGGCCAGUAAAGUCAUUUUCCCGAGGAGUGGUGAAGAACAGUGUGGGAGUGAAGAUCCUCUUCCCAGUGGUGGAUUAUGACCCUGUACAGUGCUACCUCCAGGAGCUGAGAGAUGCCUUCAGUGAUCUCGCCUUGUUCUUUUAUGACAAGCACGGUGGGGAAGUGAUUACAGUUUUGUGGAAACCUUUGAGCUUUCAGCCUCAGCCCUUUAAGGUCUCCAGCAUGAAAGGAAGGAUGGUGACAACUCUGAACAAUGAGCUGGUCUGCGUUCCCAAUGUGGAGGCAAUUCUGGAGGACUUUGAAGUUUUGGGAGAGGGUCUGGUCAAAAGAGUGGAAGCUCGUACCGAGAAAUGGACCAUCUAAGGCCUCUGAGAGGUGUCAAAGGGACCUGUUUGGAAGCAGAGCAUUUGUUCGCUCCAGAACUCUUCCUUUUUACAAAUCGGUCCUAGGAAAGGCUUUAGUUUCUUUUCUUUCUUUUUUUUUUAAAUAAAUCCCAACUGUACCUCUUGCUCUAUUUAUCUUUA